This is a messenger RNA of Anopheles marshallii, 3327 nucleotides long. Its product is annotated as zinc finger protein Xfin-like. Lineage: Eukaryota; Metazoa; Arthropoda; Insecta; Diptera; Culicidae. Gene Ontology annotation, cellular component: nucleus. Gene Ontology annotation, molecular function: DNA-binding transcription factor activity, RNA polymerase II-specific; RNA polymerase II transcription regulatory region sequence-specific DNA binding; zinc ion binding. The transcript has 2 exons. Bases 1 to 3327 code for a protein of 1108 amino acids. Gene Ontology annotation, biological process: regulation of transcription by RNA polymerase II. The record is from RefSeq and is a predicted model, not a curated record.
AUGAAUCUGGCGACAGAGCAGGCACCAGAAGAACCGGUCGUCGACGACGAUCCGGUGGAUGUGCCGAAUAAAAAUCCCGAGACGUACUGCCGGUUUUGUUUCUCGGAGAAUGAAAUUGAACCUCUGUUUUCGUCGAGCGGUACACAAGCAAGUGCAGAACUGCUGCAACGAAUAUACGAAUGUAUAGGCAUAAAGCUGACAAAGAAAGAUUACUGCCCCAGCAGCAUUUGCUGGUCGUGUACGCUCACCAUGGAGGAGUUCCAGUGUUUUCGCACACGGUGCUUGAAAUUCGACGCACUCGUACGAAACCUGCGGCCGACGGUGAAAUCGGAACCAAGCUACGGAACCACUACACCAACCGAAUUUUCGCAACGAGAGCAAAAAGCUGCCGUCAAACAGCAGUCCGCGGCAAUCGUUGCCCAACAGGGUAAGAGUGGUGGUAGCGCCACAGCUUCGUCCGAUGAGCGGAAAUUUAAAUGCCAGUUCUGUCCACGAAGUUUCAAGCAUAAAAUGUAUCUGGACCAGCAUCUUUGGAAACAUCGGGACAGGAUCGGGCAGGAGGCAGUAGUUGGCACAAAAAAGUCGCACAUCAACGGCAACGGCAGCUCAGCAGCCGGUGUAAAAACCGAACCGGUUCGCACUGUUACAGCGCCAGCACCCAACACCAACACCUCCACGAGCGCCACAGUAGAUCGCCCGAUUAGUUGUGAAUAUUGUCCACGGAAGUUUACGCGCCGGAUGUACUACAUGCAACAUCUUCGUCGACAUAAACCAGACGAGCGGUUGUUCCGUUGCCGACAUUGUCCACGCAGCUUCACGUCACAGAUGAGACGGACGGGACACGAGCGUAAGAUACAUGGCUAUCCGACCAAUUCGAAACCGGAGGAAAAGGAUACCUUCUCCUGUCCCAAGUGUUCCAGAGUGUUUAAACAUCGCUCGUCACUGCGUAUGCAUAUGCUGAACCAUGACGGUCAGCUGCCGUACGGUUGCGACAUAUGCAAUUGCCGCUUUUACAGCGUAAGCUAUCUGGCCCUGCACAAAAAGCGCUACCACGGACCGAACGCAGCCCGAUCCAUGGCGAACGGUACCUCCAUUCCAUGUCACUACUGUUCGCGUUGGUUUUUGCGCGAGUGUGAUCGCUCGAGCCACAUCAAACAGAUGCAUGCGGAUAUGCACGCGAGCAAGGAAUCGGCGGCAGGGUUUAAUCAACUGCUCGAAGAUUGCCCCCCGGCUGAUAGUGAGGGGCUUACCGAUCCGGAAAUACUGCCACCAAACGUGCACGAACCGAUGAUGGUGAUCAAGGAGGAGGAACCGGACGCGAAUGAAUCUGCUGCACCGACUGCGACACCGAGUGCCACUAACGAUCCGAGUGCGUUUCAGUUCUACUGUUACUCCUGUGCGAUGCCGUUUGACACGGAGGAUAUGUACUCGGAGCAUUUAGAUGAUCAACAUCCGUUUGGUGGCGAACAGCUGAUGGAUCAGCUGGAAGCGUCCUCCACGAUGGAGCAGGAAGCGAACCUAUUCAAGUGCCCGUUUUGUCCGAAAACGUUCACGCGUAAGUGGAGCAUGACGCAACACAUUCCAUCGCACAUGACAAAGAAAGGGUACCAGUGCGAAUAUUGUCCUGCCAUCUUCACGCGUAACGAAUACCUGCGGACGCACCGGAAACGUAAACAUCCGACCCUACCCGAGACCGGUGCGUACAAAUGCAGUUACUGUCCACGGUUGUUCCACAAGGCGCGGUACAAGAAAGUGCACGAGCGGAUCGCACAUAUAAAGAAGGGCGACACGCUACCGGAAGGAGAUGAAACGGAGAGUGAACUCGCGGCAAUUAACAGCACGGUUGACAAGAUGGAUGAGAGCAGUAGUAGCAUGGCGCAUGAACUACUUUCACGAGCGUCAGACAGUUUCGACCAAACGUCUAACGAUGCGCACAGUGUGAUUUCAAACCAGAAUUAUGCGGAUCUGGAAGCAUCAGCACGGCUUGCUAUAAUACUAGAACCCUUACCGGAACACGUAUUGGAAGAAUAUCGAUGGCAAUUAGAGGCCUACGCCAGUAUACCUCCAGAAGCGAUAAAGCAGGAAUUGAUAGAAGCACCAGUGGAGAAUGAGAAUUUCGUGGACAAUGAUUAUUAUGAAGUUGAUGACGACAUCGAUGGUGAUGAUGAUGAUAUGGAUGACUUGGCAAGCAAUACCGCCGCUUCGUUUAAUCAGGACGGUUCGAACGAUUCGACGAAACAGCAGCUAUUAAAAAGAAAACGAAGCAAAUUCGGCAUCACUUUGCAUCCGUGUCCGCACUGUACGAAGCUGUUCAAAUCACGUACUGCGCUGCGAUCGCACGCACUUUACCACAGUGGCGAAUUGCCGCACCGGUGUGAUGAGUGUGGCGUGCAGUUUAUGCGCUACAAUCAGCUCGAGUACCAUAAGACCAAAUAUCAUGGUGCCAAUAGUGCGACAAUGGCGGCCCGUUACAGCUGUGACUUCUGUCCGCGUAUUUUUCUACGCAAGCAGGAUCGUACCACCCACCAGCUGAUGGUACAUGCGCGCGAUCAGGCCGAAGCUAUCGAUGCGUCGCCCGCGCAAGCGAUGAUGAAAAAAUCCAAACGGAAGGACUAUGUAUGCAGGGUGUGCGAUGCGGACUUUGAUAAGUAUCGACGGUGCCUGCGACACAUCACGGUGCAUCAUCCAACGGCCGAUGGUGGACCGGAAUGUAAACCGAUCAAACUGUGCCACUGCAGCAUAUGUUCGGGCAUUUACAAGAAAAGCGAGGAUUGGCAUGAGCACCUGACCGAACAUCCGAGUGUGCGGCCGCAUCAUUGUGAGCAGUGUAUCCGGAGGCGAAGGAAAGCGUCCAGCCGGAAACAGGUCCAUCGAUGCUCGUACUGCCCGAAAGCGUUCGAACACAAACCGAACCUGGCGUCGCAUCUGCGCAUACACAAGCAGCAGCUAAGGUUUCCCUGUGGCGAGUGUGGCGUAAUGUACGAUCGGUACCGUGAUCUGAUGACGCAUCAGAGUCGAUACCACUCGGAGAAUCCUGCCGAUGCGAUAGGCCGGGAACCGCUGCAAAGGUGUAACUUUUGUCCGCGCGUCUUCACGCGUUUGCGCGAUGUAAAAUAUCAUCAGGAGCAGGUGCACGCGGAUCAAGUUAUACCCCCGGACAAUGUGGAGGAUAAUAUUGAACCGAACGACGAACCGGAGGAGGAUGAUGAUCUAGAGACGUUCGGUUUCGGUCCCGAGAUGUUUCCUGAGACCAACCUGCAUGAAGUACUGACCACAAUGCAACAGCCGAUAAAACCUGAUCCUGAUCUUGACCUUACAUCACCGUAA